Siniperca chuatsi (mandarin fish) is the source of this 3929-nucleotide messenger RNA. It is a transcript of the gene smc6, whose product is annotated as Structural maintenance of chromosomes protein 6-like. NCBI's taxonomy places the organism in Eukaryota, Metazoa, Chordata, Actinopteri, Centrarchiformes, Sinipercidae. Bases 181 to 3462 code for a protein of 1093 amino acids. Gene Ontology annotation, biological process: chromosome organization; double-strand break repair via homologous recombination. Gene Ontology annotation, molecular function: damaged DNA binding; single-stranded DNA binding; ATP binding. The record is from RefSeq and is a predicted model, not a curated record. Gene Ontology annotation, cellular component: chromosome; Smc5-Smc6 complex; site of double-strand break. The transcript is spliced from 27 exons.
UUGUAGCGUUAGUUAGCCAGCUAAGCUAGUUUAGUAACGUGGCUAACCUGUUGUGACUUGCUAACGUUACUGUUGUCACUGUUUUUGCUUUACCUGCGGCCGCUAUUCUGAAAGUCGGUUGCCGAAAGACAUUACGCGAACUAGUUUCCUUUCUCCUCAAACGUAGAUUUGGUGCCCCAAAUGUCUAAAAGGAAAAGCAACUCCGUCAGUGAUAACCCCCACAAACGGGUCAGACCUGCGGUGGAGGAAGAAGUGGAAGAUGCAAAUGUUUAUGAUAGUGACCAGGGAGAUCAUCUACUGAAUAAACAGGUGCAGUGUGCUGGUGAGGUGGUGAGUGACGCAGGGAUUGUGGAGAGCAUCACACUGAAGAACUUCAUGUGCCACUCAAACCUCGGCCCUUUCACUUUUGGUUCCAAUGUCAACUUUGUUGUUGGCAACAAUGGAAGUGGAAAGAGUGCCAUUCUGACAGCUCUCAUAGUUGCUUUAGGCGGGAAUGCACAGGCCACAAACAGAGGAUCAUCCCUCAAGGGUUUUGUGAAGGAAGGAGAAAGCUCAGCUGAUGUAUCAAUCACCCUGCGUAACAAAGGAAGAGACGCUUUCAAACCUGAGGUGUAUGGUCCAGCCAUCAUUGUGGACCUGAGAAUAACACGUGAGGGAUUGAGAACCUAUAAACUGAGGAGCAAAUCAGGUCAACUUGUUUCCAACAAAAAGGAAGAGCUCCUGUCCAUCCUGGACAAUUUUAACAUACAGGUCAACAAUCCUGUGUCAGUUCUCACCCAAGAGAUGAGCAAAUACUUCCUGCACUCCAAAGGAGAGGGGGACAAAUAUAAGUUUUUUAUGAAAGCUACCCAACUGGAGCAGAUGAGAGAGGACUUUGUCUACAUCAAAACCACCAAGCAUGUCACAGAGGAUAAAGUUGGACAACAUAGUGAAUGCUUGAAGGACUUGAAGCGGAAGUACCUGGAGAAAGAGGACCGUUACAAGAGCCUGGCAUCACUAGAUGAAAUGCACACCAAGCUGGAGGAGUUGCAGAAGCAAAUGGCUUGGGCUUUGGUGAUUGAGUUGGAGAAGGAGUCGGAGCCAGUAAAGGAGAAGCUGCGGUCAGACAGACGUGCUACAGAGAAAUUUGAUGAGAAGGUGGAUGAAUGGAAGAAUAACGUCGAGGAUGCUGAGAGGAAGCAAAAGCAGAUCCAGGAACAGUUGGAGGGGAUCACCCAGCAACUCCAGGAGCUCCAGCCCAAAUGUGCUGAGCUCAAGGGCGAGGUCCAGAGACAAAAUACCACUCUAAAGUUCAGCGAGGUCACUGUCCACAGAUGCAAGGCUAACCUGAGGGACCUGGAAAAGGACAAGGUUCAGCUGUCCUCAAGGAUAAAUGAUCUCAAGCUGAGCAUCAGUCAGACAACAGGAGCAGAGAGCCAGGCCCGGACGGAGCGUUUGGAGCAGAUACAGGCUGAGCUGGAAAACCUGAGACACAAGAUCUCCACUCUGGGCCAGCAGAUUGACCAGUAUCAGCACGCCUGCAGCCGUGCCAAGGAAGAACAAGGAAAGAUGAGGAGAGAGCAGGAAAUGCUCCAGAGGUCCAUUGAUGCCAACAGAAGGAACCUGCAGACGAUGGAGAGCAGUCGGUCUAAUCGCCUGCGCCGUUUUGGAGAGCACAUGCCCGCACUCCUCAACGCUAUCCAGGAAGCCCAGAAAAGGGGACAAUUCAAGCAAAGACCUCGAGGACCUCUGGGUUACCUUAUUAGCCUGAAGGACCCAGAGCUAGCCUUGGCUGUAGAAGUAUGUCUUAAAGGCCAGCUGCAGGCCUUCACUUGUGAUAACCACGAGGAUGAGAAGGUGCUGCAGGGCCUCAUGGGCAAAGUGUUCCCACCUGGCCGUAGACCUGCCAUCAUCACAAGCCAUUUCCUCCCACAUGUCCAUGACACAAGAAAGAGGGCCGUUAAUCACCCUGAAUACCUCUCCGUGCUUCAAGCUCUAGAAAUUGAGGACCCAGUUGUGGCCAACUGCCUGAUUGAUCAAAGGGGUAUAGAGAGCAUUCUACUCAUUAAGAAUCGUACAGAGGCUCGGAGAGUGAUGCAGGGCAGAACCCCUCCACAGAACUGUACCCAGGCCUUCUCUAAGGAGGGAGAUCAGAUCUUCAAUAACCGUAGUUACACCGCUGAGCAGACCAGAGCCAACUACCUCUCAGGAGAUGUUGAGGAGGAGAUCAGGCACCUGCAGAGGGAGAUGGAGAACCAGAAAGGUCAGCAGACUCGCUACCAGCAACAGAUGAAAAAGUUAGAUGAAGACAUCAAACAGAAUGAAGGGCUGCUGAGAAGAACCCACAUAGAGCUGAAGAUAACCAAAGAAAAGGCAACAAAGCUACAACUGGAGCUGACAGACCUACAAAAUGUGGAAGAACCUCAGUCAGAGGACCUCAGGCCCCUGGAGGAAGAUCUUCAGGAGAUUGUUGCUAAGAUCUCGUCCAAGCGUGCUGAGUACGAUGAGGCACAAGCUCAGAUGGCUGAGCACAAGGCCUCCUAUGAGAUGGCAGAGCAGAAGUACAAGCAGCACAAAGAGCAGAUCAACACGGUCGCUGAGGAGGCCGACUUAAUAAAGGAGGAGCUGAGUAAGACUGAUCAGGAGGUGAUGAAGUGCAAGCAUCACAAGAAACACUAUGACGAGAAACGCAGUGUGCAUCUCCGCAACAUACAGACGCUCGAGGCCAGCCUGGAAAGCAAGGAGCAGGAACUUCAGACAUCUGUGGCAAAGGCCACAGAAAUCUCUCCAGAGCGCCUGGAAGUACGGCGGACGGCCAGGAGUCUGGACAGUGAGAUCAGCCGUCUCAAGGUUAAGAUCACUACCCAGCAGGAACAACAGGGGGACCGUGAGGAGGUCGUGAGGCAGUAUCAUGAGGCUCUGGAGAACUACAAAAACAUGGCACAGCAAAUGAAGAACCUCAACAGCUUCAUCAAAAGUCUGGAUAGUGUUAUGAACCAAAGACUUCAGGUUUACGCUGAGCUCAGGAGGUUCCUCUCAGCCCGCUGUAAAUACUACUUUGAUAGCAUGCUGGCUCAGAGAGUCUACACUGGAAGUAUGACCUUUGACCACAAGAAUGAAACCCUCUCCAUCUCAGUGCAGCCAGGCCAGGGAAACAAGACUGACUUGAGUGACAUGCGCUCCCUGUCCGGAGGCGAGCGCUCCUUCUCCACUGUUUGCUUUGUCCUCUCUCUUUGGGCCAUCACAGAGGCGCCUUUUCGCUGCCUUGAUGAGUUUGAUGUUUACAUGGACAUGGUGAACAGGAGGAUAUCAAUGGACAUGAUGCUGAAGGUGGCUGCUGGUCAACGCUACAGACAGUUCAUUUUCCUCACCCCACAGAGCAUGAGUUCUCUUCCAGAGAGUAAAAUCAUCCGCAUCCUCCGUCUCAAAGAUCCAGACCGCGGCCAAAACAACACACAAAGUCGUCAAGACGAGGACCAGUAGUAUUGCUAGCUAGUAAUUUAACAUCAAAUGAGGUAAUGAGACCAUUAGCAGGCGCCAAGACCUGCCAGCAGUCAGACACCAGGACAGGCUGCAUCAGGGCAUGUUAGGGUUGUAUGUUGAUUCCCGUUUUCUGGGAACAGUUAUGUUGCAGAAGUGCAGCCACAUGUUCUUUGGAUUGUUCAAGGAUUUCUUCCACCUGUGUUCAAAAGCAAUAACAAUUGUUAAAAGUUCUGUUUAGUAGGCAGUGUGCUAAAUGUUUUUACUUUAGCACUGAAUUCAAGCACCAAUAACAUGUUGUAAGCAGUUACAUUGAGGGGCGAUGCACAGGGGGAGGGCAAGUAUUUUAUAUCCACUGCCAAAUUAACUGUUAAAAGGCUGAAAAAACAGGCACAUUGAAGGAUGUAGGUUAAUGAUGUCAUUGUAAGCAAUAUUUAAUAUUCAUUAAACCACAUAUGUUAAGAGACAAA